AAGAGAAAGAGAGAGAGAGGAGGAGGGGGGCGAGGUGGUCCGAGUGCUCCGGGGAGAAAUCUGGUGACAAAUCAAGGGGCACGGCGAACAGAGCGGAGGUAAUGCGGUGCUUUUGGCUGGCUGGGCUGGAGCAUCAGGCUGACACAUUGCGAAUAUGACUGGAGUUUACUCUGUCCCCUUCGCAGGGUCAUCUGAAGCCACCUUUUUGGUGUUAAGUCGAUCCACUGCGAUGGACACAAACCAGGCAACUAUUCAUUUCAAAAAGAGCGUCUGGAAGUCAGCCGUUGCGGAGAGGAGCGACUGGUUGGCAACAUGCUGAGGGGUGCAGCAGACGUCAAUCCAGAGAUACCUGCGCGGUGAGAGGGAGCCCAGCCGACAUCCGCGCUGCUACAAGUUCGCCUGACCGGACGGACCUCCCGCGACUGCUUCUCUGGCUCAGCGAUCCGAAGUGAUUUCGCGUGGGUUCACACGGGCUGUCUUCACAUCUUCAUGGGACAACUGGACUAAACAGAUCGCCCCUCACCAGAGCUUGACGGAGCAAUGCGUUGAUCGGAUAAAAAAGUCGACCCGUUACGCUGAGUUUGUACUUUUCUGCUUGGACAUCACGCAGCAAAUCCCAGCCACCUUGGAAUGCUUGGAUGCUUUGCGGAGACGAUGGACUGCAUUUAGAGUUCAGCGAAAGUUUUUAUUUUUAUUUUUUUGUAUGCCUCCCCCCGCCCCCAAUACAUUUUGAUAAACCCUUUGGGUGUCAGACUUGGAAAGGGUGUUGAGCCCACCUGAAGCUCACAUUCGUACACCCAGUAUAGAGCUCUCAAGGGCCGUCUCCACCCGUUUUUUUCUUUUCUUUUUUUAACAUUUUCCUUGGGUUUGCAUCAGUGAAUCCCGAAGUGGCUCCGCGGUGGUGUGCGGGAUCCUCGUCCCCGGCGGAUCCGGAGAGCGGGGUCUCUCCCGCGGGAGGGGGUGCCACAGCUUCCCCGCAGUGUCCAAAAUCCGCUCGGCUCAAGAGGAUGGUGCGGCUGGUGGCAGAGAUCCUACUGCUUAUUGGACUGCUUCUCCUGACUCUACAUAUCACGGUCCUCAAGAGUAGCCCCCUGCAAUCGGGAAACGCCAGUCACAUCGGCGACAAAGACGCCGCACAGAACAACCUGAAUGAUGAAAGACCUGCAGUGUUCUCUUCCACGUUUCACACACCUGGCAGCCGGCGCACGUUCCCCGAGCACCGCAUAACCCACCGGCCUCUCCCGAAGCACAACUCACAGCAAGAUGGAGUCGGAGCAUCUGUACAGAGAGAUGGGCCUGGUGCUUUUUUACUAGACCUUCAUAACUUCCCUGACUUGUCAAACGCAGAUAUAAAUGGACAGAACCCCAAUAUUCAGGUGACGAUUGAGGUGGUUGAUGGGCCAGAGCUGGAACCUGAAAAAGAGGUGCAGAAAGAGAGCAAGCCUAGCUGGUCAUCCCCAGGCUGGAGAAGCUGGUGGCCAAGAUCAUCAAGUUCAGCACAGCAGCCUGACACUCAGCAGGACUACAACUAUGAAGUGACAGCAGAAGACAGCAACUUUCUGAAGCCUGUUGGCACUUGGGACCAUCACACAGGCUUGAGUCAGAAAAGCUUUGAGGCAAAGGGGCAGCAAGAGUAUGAUUACAUGGAUGGAGAAGGAGACUGGAGUGCCUGGUCAGUGUGCAGUGUCACUUGCGGAAAUGGCAAUCAGAAGCGCACCCGUUCUUGUGGCUACGCUUGCACGGCCACCGAAUCCCGGACCUGCGAUAUGCCUAGUUGUCCUGGAAUUGAAGACACAUUCAGGACCGCUGCCACUGAAGUCAGCCUCCUUGCUGGAACAGAUGACUUCAAUGCUACAGAGCUGUUUGGAGUUGACACUGACAGCUGUGAGAGAUGGAUGAACUGCAAAAGUGAAUUCCUGAAGAAGUAUAUGCUUAAAGUAGCCAACGACCUUCCCAGCUGUCCUUGCACCUACCCUACUGAGGUGGCUUAUAGCACAGCUGAUAUCUAUGACAAAGGUAUGAGAAAAGACUUCCGGUGGAAGGAUGCUAGUGGGCCAAAAGAGAAGCUGGAGAUAUACAAGCCGACAGCUCGCUAUUGCAUUCGCUCCAUGCUAACCCUCGAGAGCACCACGUUGGCUGCUCAACACUGUUGCUAUGAUGACAACAUGAAGCUCAUCACUCGAGGGAAGGGAGCUGGCACUCCUAACCUCAUCAGCACCGAAUUUUCUGCUGAUCUGCAUUACAAAGUGGACAUACUUCCAUGGAUAAUCUGCAAAGGGGACUGGAGCCGUUACAAUGAAGUCAGACCCCCAAACAAUGGACAAAAAUGUUUUGAAAAUCCAUUGGAUGAAGACUUCAAUAAACAGUUUCAGGAAGCUAGAGAGUUUUAGAAGCAGACAUCACCCUUCUGUGAAUGGCAGUCAUAGACCCAUCACAUCACCUUUACAUUUGUUUAGAGGAACAACAGACUGAGCUCAUUAUCUAACUGUAUCUGUUGUGGUUGGGAGUUCUGGCCUGCUCAAGGUGUCUCUGGAAUGCAUGGAAAUCCUCCAUCAUGGCCAUUUCACAGUUUUGAAAAAGAAAAUUUGAAAGCUGUUUAGACAGUCAUCUAAACGUACUUGUCGUGGAAAAAAUGUGACUGUGACAUUCAGGUGUUUUACAAAGACAGUCAGAGAGAGAUCAUUCAUAAGCUGCUUUUUGAAUCUGUACCUUCACAAUCCCCUUGGCCUGACACAAAGAAAGAUGGAAGAAAGUAUUGUGCUUUAAAAUGGCAAUCCUUUAUUACAUGUGGGAAAUAAAAUAUAGACAAAAUUCAUACUAACAGGUUAAAACGAAACAACCCCCUCAACCUACUAUUGUGUCUUUUCCAUCCCAUUCAUAUUGAAGAAAGCAAAGGGGUGCUGCAUUAGGCUUGAGUACAAUAUGUUGUAACAGGGACCCCUCGGCAGUGGCACUGGGAGCCCUCCCUGGAGGGUAAACUUCAGUUCAUUUACUGAGGGUCCAAGCCUCUUGAAAGCUUCUUUAUUUAGCAUGGACUAAAUUACCAAGAUCAAGAAUAUUCAAUGGAGAAUCCUAUUUUUUUUUCUGGUCUCUACAAUUCUUAUUGAUGUUCAAAUAAAGUCUGCAUUAUUUUUGUAAAGUAUUUAUUAAGAGGUACCAGCAUCCUUCACAUUGGGUGUUUUACUCUGUGAUCACUAGUCAUUGUACAUCAGGAGCGUUCUUUGUAUAAACACAUAACCAGAGGCUUGUCUGCAACAGUGAACGCUUUAAUAAAAAUCAUAGCUCGGCCA
This is a messenger RNA of Polypterus senegalus (gray bichir), 3290 nucleotides long. RefSeq names its product isthmin 1 (gene ism1). The coding region runs from base 1008 to 2390 and encodes 460 amino acids. NCBI's taxonomy places the organism in Eukaryota, Metazoa, Chordata, Cladistia, Polypteriformes, Polypteridae. Gene Ontology annotation, biological process: negative regulation of angiogenesis. The record is from RefSeq and is a predicted model, not a curated record. The transcript has 6 exons.